Molecule: messenger RNA, 717 nt
Organism: Prorocentrum cordatum
Lineage: Eukaryota; Dinophyceae; Prorocentrales; Prorocentraceae
Source: the annotation of a GenBank genome assembly
GCCACUCCGUCGAGCACCCCGUCCUGCAGACAGCCGAUAGACAAGCCGGCGUGCACACCCUUCUCCUCGAUGAGGAGGGGCGUGUCGUCGAUGAGGGCGGCCGCUCCUAGCCAGAAGGACGUGGACGAGGCCGCCGAGCUGUGCUGCGACAAGUGCGACGGGCCCCACGAGACCGCCCUGUGCCCGCACUUCAAGAAGGCGCGGGACAAGCACCAGGACGCGUGGGUCAACAAAGGCUCCUCCUGCAGGGGCGGGGCCUCGUCGAGCGGCCACGUCGAGGUGCCGAUCGUGCGCGCCUCUGAGGCGAAGGUGUACGCGCAACCGGGUGACGGCUCGUGCCUGUUCCACUCGCUGAGCUUCGGCCUGCCCGACAGGCCGUCUGCGGCGACGCUGCGCCGCGACAUCUGCAGCUUCAUGGUGCGGAACCCGACGGUGACCAUCGCGGACACCGCCAUCCAGGAUUGGAUCAGAUACGACAGCGACGAGACAGUCGAGGCGUAUGCUGAUCGCAUGCGUGGUGGUGUCUGGGGUGGCGGCAUCGAGAUGGCAGUGCUGCACCGGAUGUACAACGUGAACGUCCACGUUUACGAGCGCUGCCGUGAGGGGUUCAAGAGGAUAUCGGCGUUCGACAGCAAGGCUGCGCGACACACCGUCGGUGUCCUCUACCAGGGCAGGAACCACUACGACGCCAUUGUCAUCUCCCCUCGGGCCCGAUGA